Molecule: messenger RNA, 2410 nt
Organism: Linum trigynum
Lineage: Eukaryota; Viridiplantae; Streptophyta; Magnoliopsida; Malpighiales; Linaceae
Source: the annotation of a GenBank genome assembly
CACACCUCUAGCUUUAAUAAUUCUACCACCUGCUUGAGAAAUACUUGCUCUGAAAAACCUAAAUGAGGAAAGAGUUAUUGACCGUUCUAUCUUGCAAGCUUGUACAAGUUUAGUGACCCAGAUUGUAAUUUACCCAAUUACUAUGCGUUAUGACUUGUGAGCGUACGAAGUAUGAACUAUGAAGCACUCUUUUCCCGCCUAACCGCAGUCAGCCGUGCUAUCUCGAGACAUGAAAUCACUACACCGUCCGAAAUUUUCCUGUGGGUCUCUCUCUCGAUCAGUCUUCAUUCCAGAGUCGUAGGUAAGAUGCUCUUGUCUCUUUCAAAUUUCUUUUUGGGUGGGAAAAUGUAGGGUUUUCUUCCUUCAUGCCGUUUUCGUCGAGAUAUUACCGCUUCUUUUUGCUAUACGUAUUUCUGGGUUUCCUUUUUUUCCCUUUUCAAUAUUCUAAAAAGCUACAAUCUUCGGCUCUGAAAUGGUAUGGGUUGUGUUAGAUUUAUCAGGAUACUUACUGUUGUGGUACUGGGUUAUGCUUAAUUGACUGAGAUUUUGUUUAUGUGGACGGUAAAUUAGCAAAGAAGGAGUUUCAACCGAGAGUUGUGUGUAGAGAACAAGAGAUUUGGUACUUUGCUGGGAGAACCUCAGCGGUAGUAGAGGUCUUGGCUUCAAGGGGAAAUUUGUUUGUUCAUCGUAUAUCUGAAUUGAACAUGGAAUCAUAAAAAUGAUGAACUAGCGUUUUCACUCUCUUCUUUCAGUCCGUUGGGAGAGAGCUAUUUCUCCGGUUCAUCCAUGUCGGUGGAAUGAUCUUUAUAACACAAUUAUCGAAGCUUAUUUAAGCAUGUCAACUAUGAUUUACCAUCUCAUAAGAGUUGUAAGUCCUGCAGUUAGAGGGACUCUAACUCUAGACCACUACUACUACUCCACACCACUAAACCUCCACACUGUAAUAUCGCCUUAUAGAUACUUCUCCACCAACGAAAGCACCUCCAACCAGCACUAAUCAGCGGUAUCUUACCUCAUUAACUCAUGGGCCUCCCUAAAAUCCGCUCUCCAUGUUUCCAAACUUCUAAAAUUCCAGCCUCAAGAACAAACCGACCCAGCCCUUGCUUUCCUGAAAAACUACGGCUUCUCACAAACCCAAGUCUCCCUCCCUGCCAGAAACCACCCCAAUUUACUUGUCUGCAACGCGGAAGAAACAAUUAUGCCAAUUUUCCAGUUCUUUGAAUCCAAAGGCUUCUUGAGGUCCGAGGUUGUCAAGUUGGUGACCAACUAUCCACACCUGUUGGGCAGAAGCUUGAAGGAGUACAUCAAACCCCGGUUUCUUUUCCUGAGAGAUUUGCUUCAGUCGGGUGAUGAAGAAGUUUUCGUGGUCAUGAAGCGAGCUCACUACUUCAUGAACCAAGACGUUCGAACUUUCCUGCCACCUGUCAUCAACUUACUCCGUCGCAAUGGAUUCCACGAAUCGGGUGUCCGCAAACUACUCUUUUACUGCCCGGGAAUAUUUAGAAUGAAUCUCGAUAAGCUUAACAAGAUUGUGGGGUAAGCGAAGGAAAUGGGGUUCGAACCUGGGAAGAUGAUGUUCAUCGAUGUGAUUAGCACCUUUGCCUCCCUGGCGAAAUCGACAAGGCAGGGGAAGUUCGAUGUGUACAUGAGAUGGGGUUUGUCCGAGGAAGAGGUUUCAGCUGCGUUUCAAAAGAGGCCCUUCUUCCUCAACCCCUCUGAGGAGCAGAUAACGGGAGUUAUGGACCUGUUUGUGAACAAGUUGCGGUGGGAUGCUUCUUUGGUUGCUAUGAACCCUGUGAUUGUGUCGCUCAGUCUGAAGAAGAGAUUGCUACCGAGAGCAGCGGUUUUGGAGUUCCUAACUUCGAAGGGACUGGUCAAGAAGGAUUACAGGGCGCCGUAUUUCUUCAUCAUGACUGACCAACUUUUCUUUAGCACACAUGUGCAUCCGUAUGAUGAAGCUCUUGAGAUCCAUAAACUGUAUGUUAGCAAGCUCUCUCCUUCAUGACUUGAUGACUAAAAAGUGAAAGCAUUGCUUUCUACUUCUGUUCAGUUCAUCUCUUAUCUUUCGUGGCAUGGUAGUUGUAAGACUUGUCUAUGGAGGAUUAGUGGUUAUGGUUCCUAUUGAACUCUUCCUAAUGUCAACUUGGUGAUCUAACAUCUUUGUGAUAGACAACUGCAGUGAAGCUUGAUAUCAUUACCAGGUCUGUUCUCUUUUCUUUUCCCUAUAUUUUGUUGUGAAAUUGUAAAUGGCAAAUGCAUUUUUUUUGGAUUGUUGGUUUGGUAUUUCCGGUACAGCCCAACUUUUUUUAUUAUACCUUUCCAGAUUACUGCUUGUACCAGCUGCUAUCUUUGUAGGAAAUUCUUCUCAACUUGAAUGUUGUAUGCACAUCUAUAAAUUUAAAGGUUUAAC